AUGCCAUACCACUUCCCACUCGGGGGCACUAGCCGCCAGCUCACUCCCCUGGUCACUAUCCAUUCUUGUCCCUUCACUCGCGGUCCUGUUAUCAAGUUCGGUGCGCGUAUGGCCUUGAUAAAGCUUCCCAACACCAAUGUCGUCGUCUGGUCCGCUCUCCCGUACGGCCCAGAAGCGGAGCUGUGCUUCGCAUCCAUUGGCAAGCACGCCAAAGUCUCCAAUGUGAUCAUUCCUGAUUUCGAGCACACGAUGGCAGCUCGCGACUACGUUAACCAAUUCCCUGGUGUCUCAGUUGUGGGGAUGGAGGGUGUGGAUGAAUCGCGCGUUACACCGUUAACCGGAGGAAAGUUCACGGCCGAACACGCCAACAAAGUUCUCAAAGGGUCCGAGUUGGCUCAGAUCCUUAAGGGAGAGAACGCCCAGGAUUUGGUGGACAACUUUGAGUUUGUCUACGUUCCUGGUCACCAAAACCAUGAGUUGGUAAUGUUCCACCCUGAGUCCAAGACCUUGUUCGAAGCCGAUUUGCUCUUUAACAUUCAGCCAAAGAGCGAGCAAUACGGAAACAUAAAUCCAACCACAGGGUUGAGUUUCAUCGCGAGAUACUUACAGCCAUAUUCAAAGGUUGGAAACUGGCUCCUCAGCAAGAUUAUCCCUGUGAGCGAAGGGAAUAAGCAGGGUUUGGCUGCUAUCGCGUCCUGGGAGUUUGAGCGAAUUGUGAUGUGUCAUGGUGAGGUAAUCGAGGGCAAACAGGCUAGUAAGCUGGCGUUUGACGCGGCCUUCGCUGGUCACUACAAAUAA
Babjeviella inositovora NRRL Y-12698 is the source of this 798-nucleotide messenger RNA. RefSeq lists its product as uncharacterized. NCBI's taxonomy places the organism in Eukaryota, Fungi, Ascomycota, Pichiomycetes, Serinales. The record is from RefSeq and is a predicted model, not a curated record. Bases 1 to 798 code for a protein of 265 amino acids. The transcript has a single exon.